Messenger RNA from Colletotrichum lupini, 438 nucleotides. RefSeq lists its product as uncharacterized. The transcript has 3 exons. The record is from RefSeq and is a predicted model, not a curated record. The coding region runs from base 1 to 438 and encodes 145 amino acids. Lineage: Eukaryota; Fungi; Ascomycota; Sordariomycetes; Glomerellales; Glomerellaceae.
AUGCCAUCCCGACUCGGCGGGCCCCACUCAGAGCCCAUCGGUGCCUUCCGACUUUGCGGUCAAGUUACAUCAUUCGUCUCGGUCAUCUCCAGCUCCGUUUUGCUGCGUGCCUCGUCUGCCUCGUCAUUGGUAGAUCGACAAGACAUCAACGGUCAGCAAUCGUGCGAUGAAACAUAUGCCAGGGCCGAGUCUCCCGUCAUUGUCCAAUACCAUCUGGCAAUCCACGAGUCAGCCUUUCAACUCUUGGGUAGGGCUGAGUUCACUGCCCACGCGAUUGCAGACUUACUAGGUAGUUGUGCGCCGCCGCAACUCGAUGGCAUGAUGCAAGGCCCGAUCGACAGAAACGAGUGCCAGAGCGACGCUUAUCCAGCACAGCUAAGUGACCAACACCCUCCAAUCUGUUCCGCUCAGUUCCUACAGCUGUCGUACGCAUCAUAG